Molecule: messenger RNA, 372 nt
Organism: Ostertagia ostertagi
Lineage: Eukaryota; Metazoa; Nematoda; Chromadorea; Rhabditida; Trichostrongylidae
Source: the annotation of a GenBank genome assembly
AUGCGAGAAGUCACGUGCCGUUUCCGUGUACCGGCUGGACACUACGUUAUUCUUCCGUGCACAUUUGACCCGGGUUGCGACGGAGAGUUCCUUCUACGAAUCUAUGUAAACGGAAAACUUCAGACUUGGUUUUCCCAUGAAAACUUUAUAUUUUCAGCCGUUUGCAAUAAGAUCGAUGCCUUGAAGGCGGUGGACGACUUCACUUACAGCUUUUGUUGUUAUAAUUGGUCUCUUGAUGCUUCUCUUCAGGUCACGUGCCGUUUCCGUGUACCGGCUGGACACUACGUUAUUCUUCCGUGCACAUUUGACCCGGGUUGUGACGGAGAGUUCCUUCUACGAAUCUAUGUAAACGGAAAACUUGAGACUUGGUGA